AGUCAAGACAGAUAGACAAAGCGCACAGCGAGUGGGCAAAAGAAAAGCAUAUUGAGACUAGCGAAAAGCAAUGUAUGCACAUAAAAGCAGCUGAACGAUGUGACAAACGUCAAGAAAGCAAAAUAAAGAACUGCAUUAAUAACGUGAACGUGUGUGACAAAACAUACAUACUUAUAUACGAUGUUUUAGCAAUCGUUGAACACUUUUCUGCUCGUCUAAGUCAAUUUGCAAACUUAUACAAUAUUUACAAAACAAGCAAAUACUAAAACAACGCUGCAUAUCUGCGCUUUUGUCUUUCCUAGUGUCAUUGUUGUUUGUCUAGAUUGUGCUUUGGCUGUCUAGCGGUGCCGACACUGCUGCCGACGGACGUAUUGACGCUUGGUGCGGCGCUAUUGGCUUAGUUGUGCUUUCGUCUCUUCGGCAGUUAAGUAAUUUAUGAGCGGAAUUGUCGGAAAAAUGGCGUUUUGUUGAUUUGUCUUUGUGGUCAAAACGGUGAAAAAAUGAAGGACCCAAAGGAACUUUUACAAGAAGUGAAUAUAGAAGUAAAUAAUAAAAUGGAGAAUGUGGAAGGCGAUUCAAAUGACAGAGAUGCCGAGGGACAUAUGAUGCAUGGCAUUGAGCCGGCGCUCUCGGCGCUUAGCAGCGCCUCCGCACACAGUCCAAGCGGCAGUCAGGCGCUGAGUCCAGCGCUCAGUCUCAGCGGUGGUAAUAGCAAUAGCAAUGGCAAUUUAUCUACUAGUGGCAAUAAUACUAUUAACAAUAACAACAACUCAUAUGCGCAAAACAAUAACUCACAAUCGGCAACGGUUUGUGCUAUAUGUGGCGAUCGCGCCACCGGCAAACAUUACGGUGCUUCCAGUUGUGACGGCUGCAAAGGAUUCUUCCGACGCAGCGUGCGCAAGAAUCAUCAAUAUACCUGCAGAUUCUCCCGCAACUGCGUUGUGGACAAAGACAAACGCAAUCAGUGUCGUUAUUGCCGCUUACGUAAGUGCUUUAAGGCGGGCAUGAAGAAGGAGGCAGUGCAAAAUGAACGCGAUCGUAUUAGUUGUCGUCGCACCUCAAACGAAGAUCCCGAUCCCGGUAAUGGCUUGUCCGUUAUAUCGCUGGUUAAGGCCGAGAUUGAGAGUCGUCAGUCGAAAGCGGGCGCUGCCAUGGAGACCAAUCCGAAUGAAGAUCUAUCGAACAAGCAAUUCGCCAGCAUCAACGAUGUGUGUGAGUCAAUGAAACAACAGCUGUUGACGCUGGUCGAGUGGGCCAAACACAUACCAGCCUUUAAUGAUCUGCAGCUGGACGAUCAGGUGGCGUUACUACGCGCGCAUGCUGGCGAACAUCUGUUGUUGGGAUUGUCGCGGCGCUCUAUGCAUCUGAAAGAUGUGUUGCUGUUGGGCAACAAUUGCGUUAUCACGAAACAUUGUCCAGAUGCGCGUCUGUCGCCGAACUUGGAUAUUUCGCGCAUUGGCGCUAGAAUCAUAGAUGAGCUCGUUUUUGCGCUACGCGAUGUGAAUAUUGACGAUACCGAAUUGGCAUGCAUCAAGGCGCUGGUGUUCUUCGAUCCGAACGCCAAAGAUCUCAAGGAACCGCAACGCGUCAAGACGUUGCGCCAUCAAAUCCUAAACAAUCUGGAAGAUUAUGUGUCAGACCGACAAUAUGAGUCACGCGGCCGUUUUGGCGAAAUACUCUUAAUACUGCCCGUACUGCAGUCCAUCACCUGGCAGAUGAUCGAACAAAUACAGUUUGCGAAAAUUUUCGGUGUCGCUCACAUUGACUCGCUGCUGCAGGAAAUGCUACUUGGAGGUAUGUUUAGUGCACGCUACCACGCACCACACUAUUUUUCCACCAUACGUAAUUAUCUAAUGUACGCCAACUUUGUAGGUGAACUGGCCGACAACUCACCACUCUCGCCGCCAAGCCUAAACAAUUACAGUCCGACACGCAACAUGGACGGCAGCCAUGUGUCGUCAACACUGGACGUGCUCACCUCACCCACAACCGCUGAUCAUUUGAGCGCCUGCAUGGAUAGCAACAGUUUGGAUGCACAAAUGAUGUCACCACUACUGGAAAAUAUUGCCGCAUCGCCACCACAAUACAAUCAGUUGCGCUCAUAUCAGACACAGCGCCCACAACAACAGCAACAACAACAAGCGGUCAACAACAACACAGGUACACCACUACACACACGCGCCAUGCAUUCACCACACCUCAACGACGCCGAUGCGAACAAUGUCGACAUGGUUAACGGCGCCGGCAACUCAUGCAUGGACGAGAAUAGCAUGUACAACACCAACAGCGUUAUGCGUCCACUAUCCACGAGCAGCGCUCACAAUUUGCCACAUAUGUCAUCACCGAAUAUGCAACAGCAUCCGCAUGCCGCAUCCUCACCAAUGCAACAUUCACCGCCGUUGCAUCGCAAUCAUCCCUACCAAAGACCGGAGCAGUUGAAUGCCGCGCAACAACAUAAUAAUGGCGCCGUUGCGCAGCAGCUACGCAAUCCGGCUGAGAUGACGUUGAAUGAAUAUAAUAGCGGCAGCGCUGAGGAAAUGCUGCGUCGUGCGCCAAUCAAAAUACGUGGACCCGACGCGCUGAGCAGCGGCGCUGGCGGUGCUUAUAUGAUGGGUGGCGGUUUGCACGACGCCGAGAGCGCGUAUCGUCUGACAUUGAAACAGGAACCGGAAACGGGUUAUUGAAAUGUAUUUGAGUUGCACGAAGAGUUACUAGCUUAAAGCUCUCUAGUUAGCGUUGCCAACUGCAAAGUCAUAUAUUAUAUAAAAAUAAAAGUUAGUAAAUAAGUGCGCUUAGUUGGGGUAGUGCAACUAUUUUAUGAAAUGUCAAUAGAGACGUCUCAAGUUUGAUGCCAAAUUUGUUUUGCCGCCAAUUUAACGGUACUUUAAGUCAGGUUACUUGAAGUCGCGUUCAACAGCGUCAACUAGCUACUUGUUGAGCGCUGAAUUUAGCAAUAAAUUUACUUUUUAUGCUUAGUCAUCGUGUUACAUGGACUUCCAUAUACAUAUAUACAUAUAUAACAAACAAACCUACAACAACUUAUACGUAACAUAUAUAUUUUUGCAAUUCGAAAAAAAAAUUUAAUAAAUUUAAAAUUUAUAUAAUACAUAUUUUAAUGGUAGAGUGUUUUUUCAUGCAAAUUUAUAUUGUAUAAGCGUACAAUAAUUCUUGUUGCAAUCUUUGUUGCCUUUAACUGUUAAGUAGUUAGGUUUUAUGGAAAUUUUAUUGUUAUGAAAACUUGUUACGCAAAAAAAUCAUCAUAUACAUUUACUUUAAUAGGGGUUAAAUAGGUAAAAUUUGUAUAAUCACAGUGGAGUAUUUGUUGGACUAUUUUAUUUUAUUAUUUUUUCCUAUAAAUAGGUUAAGGUGAAAAUUGAAAUAAGCAUUUACAUGAAAUAUUUUUUACAAUAUUUGUACUGCAAUGGAUCAAAUGUAUCAAUAAUGUUUAAACGUAAAAGAAAUAAAUUAGUUUUACCGAAAAAAAAAUUU
Molecule: messenger RNA, 3489 nt
Organism: Bactrocera neohumeralis
Lineage: Eukaryota; Metazoa; Arthropoda; Insecta; Diptera; Tephritidae
Gene: Hnf4
Product: transcription factor HNF-4 homolog
Exons: 6
Coding region: 501-2684 (727 amino acids)
Biological process (GO): regulation of transcription by RNA polymerase II; anatomical structure development; cell differentiation
Cellular component (GO): nucleus
Molecular function (GO): nuclear receptor activity; RNA polymerase II cis-regulatory region sequence-specific DNA binding; zinc ion binding
Source: RefSeq, a predicted model, not a curated record